GCGGACCUUCGGACAAGAUUCGCGCUGACGGGAGUCCGACUGUCGCGUUCCAUUUCUCAUCUCGCGAGAGUUCACUGGGCCCCAAAAAAUUAUGGACGUCGGUGGAAACGGUAGUGGGCUACCUGUAAACAAUAAGCAGAGAGCUAUGUUACCUAACAAAACCAGGGGCGAAUUUACCCGCAAUCAAAGAAAAGAUUCAGAGGGGCAGUCUGAGUCUCCAGAUCUGGAGUUUGAAUAUUCGGACACAGAUAAGUGGGCUGCAGAGCUGUCAGAGCUUUACAGUUAUACUGAAGGACCAGAGUUCGCUCUUAAUAGGAAGUGCUUUGAAGAGGAGUUCAGAGUUCAUGUGUCUGAUAAGAAGUGGACAGAGCUCGAUGAAGCUCAGCACAGAGCUCACGCUAUGCGCCUGUUGGACAGUCUUGAAGUCACUGCCCGGGAGAAAAGGCUGAAGGUUGCCAGAGCCAUUCUCUACAUGGCUCAGGGGACCUUUGCUGAGUGCAGCUCUGAGGUGGAGGUGCAGCACUGGAUGAGAUACAAUAUAUUUCUGCUGCUCGAUGUGGGGACCUUCUCUGCUCUGGUGGAACUGCUCAACAUGGAGAUUGAUAACAGUGCUGCCUGCAGCAGCGCUGUCAGGAAACCAGCCAUCUCCCUGGCUGACAGCACAGAUCUCAGGGUGCUGCUUAACAUCAUGUACAUGAUGGUGGAAACCAUCCAACAGGACGACCCAGCCGACAAGCCCGAAUGGAAAAUCAUCAAGGAGACUUUCAGGACAGAACUGGGAUCUCCUCUCUUCAACAACGAGCCCAUUUCCGUUAUGCUCUUUGGUAUGGUUACCAAAUUCUGCAGCGGUCAUGCGCCUCACUUCCCCAUGAAGAAAGUUUUGUUGCUGUUGUGGAAGAGCAUACUGUUCACACUCGGAGGGUUUGAGCAGCUGCAGAGCAUAAAGGUCCGUAAGAGAGAGGAACUGGGUCUCCCUCCUCUCCCGGAGGACAGCAUUCGAGUCAUUCGCAGCAUGAGAGCGGCUUCUCCUCCUGCAUCUGCAUCCGACCUCAUUGAGCAGCAACAAAAGCGGGCACGUCGUGAACACAAGGCGCUGAUAAAACAGGAUAACCUGGAUGCAUUCAAUGAAAAGGAUCCUUACAAGGCGGAUGACUCACGAGAAGAUGAAGAUGACAAUGAUGACAAUGAUAACUCUAUAGAAGCAGAAACGUUCCCUCUAGAGCGGGACGAGGUGAUGCCUCCACCUAUUCCUCAUCCUCCAUCGGAGAGGGUUUCCUUCCCAAAAGGUCUGCCGUGGGCUCCUAAAGUCAGGGAAAAAGAUAUUGAAAACUUCCUGGAAUCAAGUAGAAGUAAAUUCAUUGGUUACACUCUUGGAAGUGAUACAGAUACAGUGGUUGGAUUACCCAGGCCAAUUCACGAGAGCAUCAAGACCUUAAAGCAGCACAAGUAUGUCUCUAUAGCUGAACUACAGAUCACAAAGGAGGAGGAAUUUCAGAAAACCCCUCUUUCUGGCGGUGAAGAGGAAGUGGAGACGUGUGCCACCGAGCUGCUCUACCAGGGAAUUCUGCCCAGUUUGCCUCAAUACAUGAUUGCUCUGCUGAAGAUCCUGCUGGCUGCUGCUCCGACAUCCAAAGCUAAAACCGACUCCAUUAACAUCCUGGCAGACGUGCUGCCGGAGGAGAUGCCGACCACGGUGCUGCAAAGCAUGAAACUUGGUGUUGAUGUGAAUCGGCACAAAGAAAUCAUUGUGAAAGCCAUCUCUGCAAUUCUGCUGCUUCUCCUGAAACACUUCAAACUCAACCACAUCUACCAGUUUGAGUACAUGGCUCAGCACUUGGUGUUUGCCAACUGCAUCCCCCUCAUUCUCAAGUUCUUCAACCAGAACAUCAUGUCUUAUAUCACAGCUAAGAACAGCAUUUCAGUACUCGACUUUCCGUACUGUGUGGUGCACGAGCUCCCAGAGUUAACCGCAGAGAGUUUGGAAGCGGGAGACAACAAUCAGUUUUGCUGGAGGAAUCUGUUUUCCUGUAUUAACCUGCUGAGGAUCCUCAACAAACUGACCAAAUGGAAGCACUCCAGAACAAUGAUGCUGGUCGUGUUUAAGUCGGCACCCAUCCUGAAAAGGGCGCUGAAGGUCAAGCAGGCAAUGAUGCAGCUGUAUGUCCUCAAGCUGCUCAAAGUGCAAACAAAGUACCUCGGACGUCAGUGGAGGAAGAGCAACAUGAAGACCAUGUCUGCCAUCUACCAGAAGGUCCGACAUCGCCUGAAUGACGACUGGGCGUACGGAAACGAUCUGGACGCUCGUCCGUGGGACUUCCAGGCCGAGGAGUGCGCUCUACGAGCCAACAUCGAGCGCUUCAACAGCCGCCGCUACGACAAGAGCCACAGCAAUCCAGACUUCCUGCCUGUGGACAACUGUCUGCAAAGUGUUCUGGGCCAACGAGUGGACCUGCCCGAGGACUUCCAAAUGAACUACGACCUUUGGCUGGAGAGGGAAGUCUUCUCCAAACCUAUUUCCUGGGAAGAACUGCUACAGUGAGACUCGACCACUGUCAACAUUCUUGUAGUUUAUUCUUGUUUUUGUUUUUUUUAAAUAAACAGUUUCAGUCAGGUGUUCAGAUGAAGCACCACCAGUGCUCUCACUGAUCAACAGAACUCUUCUGUGAACAGAACAUUAUGUUACACAUUCUGUAUAGACUGAAGGUGACGGAUGGAUUUUACUCUCAGUUUCCAGCAUGGAGGAGUGUUGUCGGGGGUCCUGCUAAAUGCUUUUGGUGUUUGAACCUUUGCCUUUUGAGAAAUUUUGCAUUGUUAUGAUUUCUGUGUAGUUUUUAGCCAAAAAAAAAAGAUCAUCCUUUUGUACUUAGGUUCUCUAAGACUUCUCCUGCCUGUCUCCCAGUUUUUUAAUGAAAUCGCUGAUAAUGACCUCAGUGCUAAAACUCCAUUUGUGGACUUGAACUCUGCUCCUUCUUUACAUUGCAGGUAUUUCCUCUGUGUGCCUCUUACCUGCUACUGUAGGUCUGCAACUCACCAGGAAGCACUACAUGACCACGUUUUCACUUUUAAGUUUAAAUAGAUUAUUAAUUUUAGGGUAUUAAGUGUUAGGCCAGGCUCAGCACAGUGAAUACAUGAAUAAAACAUUCCUCGUUCCAUCUCACGAGUUCAUCAUCUUCAGAGAGAUGGAAGGAAAGGUCCGGAUUUCUUUAUGUACACUCAUGAUAGUCGGAUCAUUGCUCCUUUAACAGUUGGACCUUUUUGUUGCCCUGCUGGAUUUUCAGGAUGAUAUCAUAUCUGUUUUGCCUGACUAAGUGCUUUUGCUCUGGGACCAUCAAUGAGGCUGAAUGGACAUUAAAAUCCCAGUCUAGACAAAAAAAAAGAAAAAAGAAGCUCGUCAGCAUCUUCAUCUUCUUUGCUGUGCACACACCCCAGCUGUGUGUGUUGGAUCUUGUGAAAGAAAAGAGUGUUUCUGGUCUCAUAAAUGUGGUUCUUGUUGCGUGGUUUUAUUCAUCAGACGGCUGUUUUUGAACCGAAGGGUACAGCUGAAUUUAAAUUGCCAGUUACAGAACUGUUAUACUUCCACAUCUUUUUCAGAUAUUAGUUUCUUUGUUUUUAUUUAAACAUUCAGGAAAUGAAAGUAAAUGUAAAUUACAAAGCUUAUUUAUCACUGCUUUUCUUUGUUUCAUGUUUAGCUAAAUACUGUAAUAAAGACAUUCAUGUUGGA
Molecule: messenger RNA, 3721 nt
Organism: Oreochromis aureus
Lineage: Eukaryota; Metazoa; Chordata; Actinopteri; Cichliformes; Cichlidae
Gene: strip1
Product: striatin interacting protein 1
Exons: 20
Coding region: 92-2539 (815 amino acids)
Biological process (GO): cytoskeleton organization
Cellular component (GO): cytosol
Source: RefSeq, a predicted model, not a curated record